Messenger RNA from Fusarium verticillioides 7600, 1356 nucleotides. RefSeq names its product pyridoxine biosynthesis protein PDX1. Gene Ontology annotation, biological process: pyridoxine biosynthetic process; pyridoxal 5'-phosphate biosynthetic process; amino acid metabolic process. The transcript has a single exon. Gene Ontology annotation, molecular function: amine-lyase activity. Bases 242 to 1177 code for a protein of 311 amino acids. Lineage: Eukaryota; Fungi; Ascomycota; Sordariomycetes; Hypocreales; Nectriaceae. The record is from RefSeq and is a predicted model, not a curated record.
GCCGGAGGUACUGUACAUGCAGCACAGCACAGUCAGUUUGACUAACAGUCAGACUAGGAGAAACUCUAAGAUUUGUUCUUGUCAACUUCUUCUUUGAGUAAUACCCUUUCUAGUCAUUGACUCUCUGGGAAAAGACCUAUAAUUACCCGUUCCCCUCUCUUUUUCACUCCAACUCCCCAACUCAAACCAUACCUUCAUACCCCCGCCACCUUGUCUUUUUACUUCACACCCCAACUUCACCAUGACCAACGACUCCUCCAACACUGGUGCCGCCUCCAAUGGCGAGGCCAAGUCCUCCUUCACCGUCAAGGCCGGCCUCGCCCAGAUGCUCAAGGGCGGCGUCAUCAUGGACGUCACAAACGCUGAGCAGGCCCGCAUCGCCGAAGAAGCCGGCGCCUGCGCCGUCAUGGCCCUCGAGCGAGUCCCCGCCGACAUCCGCAAAGACGGCGGCGUAGCCCGCAUGUCAGACCCCGCCAUGAUCAAGCAGAUCCAAGAAGCCGUCACCAUCCCCGUCAUGGCAAAGGCCCGCAUCGGUCACUUUGUCGAGUGUCAGAUCCUCGAGGCUCUUGGUGUCGACUACAUCGACGAGUCUGAGGUCCUCACACCCGCUGAUGACGAGAGCCACGUUGAGAAGAGCACUUUUGGUGUUCCGUUUGUUUGUGGGUGCAGAAACCUCGGUGAGGCGCUGCGACGAAUUGCAGAGGGCGCUGCUAUGAUCCGAACAAAGGGCGAGGCUGGCACCGGUGAUGUCGUCGAGGCCGUGCGACACAUGAAGACAGUCAACAAGCAGAUCGCACAAGCCAAGGCCGCGCUCGCAGAGGGCGGCGUCAUCCGCAUCCGCGAACUCGCCCGCGAGCUCGAAGUCGACGCCGAACUCCUCCGCCAGACCGCAGAGCUAGGCCGUCUGCCCGUCGUCAACUUCGCCGCCGGCGGAGUCGCCACGCCCGCUGACGCCGCGCUCAUGAUGCAGCUCGGCUGCGACGGAGUCUUUGUGGGAAGCGGUAUUUUCAAGUCGGGCGACCCUGCGAAGCGGGCCAAGGCCAUCGUGCGUGCGACUACACACUACAAGGAUGCCAAGGUGCUGGCUGAGACUAGCACGGGGCUUGGCGAGGCUAUGGUGGGAAUUAACUGCGAUAGCAUGAAGCCUGAGGAGAAGCUUGCUGGACGAGGAUGGUAGAGAGUAAAAAGAGGUGUUUUGUUUUUGGCGUUGAUGGGGAUUCAACAUGAAAAAAGGAAAAAGAAUAGGGCAAGGAAAAUGAAGAUACCUAGUUGACAAGAUCAACUCGGCUAGAUAAAGUAUGCAUGGACGAUAUAAGCAGGUGUUCCGACACCAUAAUUGAUAACAAAUUUCUCCCA